Molecule: messenger RNA, 522 nt
Organism: Rhodotorula graminis WP1
Lineage: Eukaryota; Fungi; Basidiomycota; Microbotryomycetes; Sporidiobolales; Sporidiobolaceae
Exons: 3
Source: RefSeq, a predicted model, not a curated record
ACGCCUCCACCGCCCCUGCAGAGCGCGACACCCCAGAUGCGCCUCCACGGCCCGCGCAACCCGCUCGCCGUUCCGGUCGGCCUCGACGGCAAGCGCGACUGGUCGCACGGCCUGUGCGCCUGGUACGAGCGGCCUGCGCUCACGGCCGAGGCCAUGUGCUGCCCGUGCCUCGUCUUCAACCACAAUCGCGAGCGCCUCGUGCACCUGACCCAGACGGGCGAGCCGCACCCGGACCCGUCGCGCCUCGGCCUGUGGACCUGCCUGUACGCCCUCGCGCCCCAGCUCGGCGGCAUCGGCCAGGUCGCGCUCCAGUGCGUCGCCCGCUUCCACACGCGCCAGCGCUACGCCGUGCGCGGCAACGCCGUCGAGGACGUUCUCGUCGGCGCGUUCUGCACGACGUGCUCGCUCGUCCAGGAGUCGCGCGAGCUCGAAGGCGAGGAGCAGGCUCUCCGUGCCGAGGGCGGCGGUGCCGUCGCGCCGCAGCAGUACUACCGUGACGAGGCGGGCGACGCUCAGGCCUGA